AUCGGUGACAGGAGGAAGAAACACGGAAGUGUAGUUUGCACUCUAGACAGGCAAAGUGCAAGCUAGCUGUCGUUCCUGCGGCUCUGUGUGUCUCCCUAACGUUAUAGCAAAAUGCCUGAAAUACAGACAAGAAGGAUUCAAGCCAUUUACACCAGUGCCAGUGACGGACUGGAGGGCUUCAAGGCACAUGUGGUGUUCCAGGAAAUCAACAAGAAGCUCCAGGAGGAAGGGGAGCAGUUUGUGAAGAAGAUCGGGGGGGUGUUUGCCUUCAAGGUAAAAGACGGCCCCAAUGGUCAGGAGGCCGUUUGGUAUGUGGACGUGAAGAACGGCAGAGGCUGCGUCCACAACGACACAGCUAAGAAAGCAGAUUGCACCAUCUCCAUGUCAGACACAGACCUGUUGUCCCUUAUGACGGGGAAGAUGAACCCUCAGACUGCGUUUUUCCAGGGCAAGCUGAAGAUCACAGGGAACAUGGGCAUGGCCAUGAAGCUCCAGAGCCUGCAGCUGCAGCCAGCCAAAGCCAAACUGUAGAGGAGAGCCGCGUCACCACACCUCUGAUCACUGAGUUAACCCACGAAGAAUUUAACAGCAAGUCUGACGCGUUUCAGAUCGAUGUUAAAGGUCCGUAAAGCUUCUCAUCACAGGGCAGAACCACUUUCCCUUCUAGUGACCUCCCUGACCGAGCGGGGGAUUAGCCAGCAGCCCUGCCAAUAUAACUGGAGCGUAAGAUAGAUGGACAGAUAAUUCAUUCUCUAAUAAUGUCCCUCUCAUGUAAUUCAAUACACCAGAGUAGAGACAGGUGCACUUGUAUAGAUACUAAUUCUGUUUAUGUCCAGUUUUUAAUAACAUCGAUUUCUGCCGCUAAUUAAAUCUACCUUUGAGUGUAUUAUGUCUGGAAAUUAUUUGAGUAGAUGUAAUUUUCCUCAAUCAUGACCACAACAGUCUAAGUGCUUCCUCGUCUCGAACUUGCAGUUUGCCCUUAAAGUUUUUAGCCAACAAACAGAAAUGUUUUUCAUCGUGGCCACCCAAACUUUUAACAGAGGGGCUUGUCAUUUUCUGUUGUACUAUCAUUAAUGUAUGGAAAAUAUUUCUAAUAAACACAUUUGCCUUUGCUGCAACAUCCA
Molecule: messenger RNA, 1124 nt
Organism: Gymnodraco acuticeps
Lineage: Eukaryota; Metazoa; Chordata; Actinopteri; Perciformes; Bathydraconidae
Gene: scp2b
Product: sterol carrier protein 2b
Exons: 5
Coding region: 112-531 (139 amino acids)
Cellular component (GO): cytosol
Source: RefSeq, a predicted model, not a curated record